This is a messenger RNA of Staurois parvus, 338 nucleotides long. Lineage: Eukaryota; Metazoa; Chordata; Amphibia; Anura; Ranidae. The record is from the annotation of a GenBank genome assembly.
CCUGUCAGUGUCCAUCAGUGCCAGCUCUCAGUGCUCAUCCAUCAGUGCCACAUUUCAGUGCUCAUCAGUGCCGCCUAUCAAUGCCAAUCAGUGCCACUUAUCAGUGCUGCCAAUCAGUGCCACCUAUCAGUGCCAGUCUGUGCCGCGCCUAUCAGUGCCACCUAUCAGUGUGCAUCAGUGCCACCUAUCAGUGCCAGUCAGUGCUGCCUAUCAGUGCCAGUCAGUUCUUCCUAUCAGUGCCACCUAUCAGUGCCGCCUAUCAGUGCCAUAUAUGAGUGCUCCCUUUCAGUGCCCAUCAGUGAUGCAUGUCAAUGCCCAACAGUGCCACCUACCAGUGC